AUGAAGGUCCUGGUUGCACUGCUCCUCUCGGCCCUAGCCGGCCGAGUUGGGGGUCUUGGUUCUACAGAUACUAUAACCUGGGGAGGUGACAAUUCCAGAACAGGUUACCAGACGAACCACAACAUGGACCCUGCUGUUGUCGGUAGUCCACAGUUCGACAUUGUCUUCAAGACUUCCCUCCCCGGUCGAUACGUCGGAGCAGCCGAGCAAAUAUUCUCACAGCCUCUCGUCUACACUCCUUCUGGCGGCACCACGCAGUACGUGUUUCUUGCGACGACACAGAACAACAUCUACAAGCUCGACGCCAAGACGGGCGAGAUUCUUGCGUCUCGAAAACUUCACAUUCCUUUCUUGACGGCCGAUCUCGACGGCUGUGUCGAUGUGAACCCGACAGUUGGCGUCACUGCGACGGGUGUCAUUGAUCCUUCGACUGAUACUUGGUAUCUCACCGCAAAGACGUACUUUGAUCAGACGGCUGGGCAGGUCCCGCAGGGAAGACCGGCUGGUAGAUACUACGUUCACGCUAUCAACGUCAACGAUCUCACCGAGAGGCCGAACUUUCCGAUCAAUCUCGAAGGCCUGAUUGCCAACAACAACCCCGAUCGGAUGUUCACGGGCGGAAUUCACCACCAGCGCCCUGGAUUGCUUCACACGGGACAGUACGUCUAUGCCGGUUUCGCCUCCCACUGCGUCCAGUACAACUUCACAGGCUGGAUCAUUGGCUGGGACAAGACUACUGGCAAGAUUGUUGAGAAGUGGGCUGCGGAAGGCAAUGGUGUUCCCAACACCAUUCAAGGCGCGGGUGUCUGGAUGUCGGGAGGUGGUCUUGCGUCCGACAAUGCUGGGUCCAUGUACUUUGCCAGCGGAAACGGCUACGCUUCUCAGCUCUCGACCAUCCCCGUCAAUGGUUUUACUCCGCCCACGGCCAUGGAACAAGCGGCUGUUCACAUGUCCAUCAACGAUGAUGGUUCACUCAGCGUCAUUGACUUUUUCAUGCCGUACGAAAAGCAGGAGCUGGACGGCGCAGAUAAGGAUCUGGGAACGAGUCCUCUGGAGCUGUUGCCGAGCCAGUUCUCGUGCGGUGAUAUCAAGCGUAUGGGCGUCGUGACAGGAAAGUCGGGCAAGACAUACUGGCUCAACCUCGACAAUCUUGGCGGAUAUCGAAAUGGACCGAAUAGCAAGGAUAGGGUGAUUCAGACGUUUCAAAACGAGAACUCUGUUUACGCUGGCGCUGGUGUUUAUCCCCUUGAAGGCGGUUAUAUCUACAUCAACGUCAUUCAAUAUCCCACGCACGUCUUCAAGUUCUCAUGCACCAACGGCGUUCCUUACUUCACAAAGGUUGCUGACAGCCCGACAAAGAACGCCUACAUCUUGGGCGUAAGCCACGGAACGACCACAUCCCUGAACGGACAGCCAGGUACAGGUCUGCUCUGGGUGUCCGACGUUCAAAACACCAACUUCAAGAUCUACGACGCUAUUCCGAAGGAUGGAUACCUGAAUGUCAUCAGGAACUUUACCAUUGUCGGUAUCACUAAGUUCAGCAGGCCAGUCUUUGGCGAUGGAAUGGCUUACAUCGGAACGACGGUCGGUUACUUUUACGGCCUUGGCGCUACGAACAAGGUCCCUCUCAACUGCACGUCCCCUAUCGACUUUGGAACUGCCGACUUUCAAGACGUUACAAAUCCGCAGACGGUGAAUUGCACGGCAUCGUUUGAUAUGACCAUCAACAGCAUCGAUCUCGCGGAUGGUACCAAUUAUAACAUCUCGAUGGUUCCUGCUCUGCCAUUGACUCUGACCAAGGGAAAGUCGUUUUCUUUCAAGGCCCAGUUCUUCCCCAAGAACAUUGGUCGACUUGGUGGAACUGUCAACAUUCAAACUACCGGGGUGACGGAUGACUCGUACAGCAAGACGACCAGAGUUCGGCUGACGGGAGUUGGCAAAAGCACCAACGCCUUGUUGUCGGUGAAUCCAAAGUCUGUCACUUUCGCUGGACUAGUUACAGGGACGGACCCUGACCGAGAGACUGUUCUUCUAUCCAACGAUGGAACCAAUCAGCUCCAAGUGUCAGCCGUGUUGUUCUCAAACACAUCUGCAGAUGGACCUUUUGACACAUGGACCGGCACUGGAAGUCUCAAGGUUGGCAAAUUCUCGUUGACAGAUAUCCCCGCUACUAUCGGCGGAGGCAUCUCGACUGCCGUUUCCAUCAGACCUGAUACAUCUUCUGCUGGAAAUUUCCAAGGAUGGGUCAAGUUUGUUACGACCGGAGGCAACGGAACUGUCUACAUGGCGGCCUCGGCGGGUGACCCAGCAUCAGCUCUACUUGAGUUUCAGACACCAGAUGGCUCUGGCUGGGUGACCUACGAAUCUGGCAAGCCCUUUACCUUUGGCAAUGUUACAGAGAACACUUCGAGGUCUUUGCGGUUCAGAGUUACCAAUAACGUUGCACCGGGCGGUGUCAAACUCUCUCUCACCGUGUCUAAGCCGCCCUUUGGAGUUGCUGGUCUUAUUCGAGCUGCCAACCAAAUCGAUCUGGCUGAGGGAACUCUGCUCGCACCAGGCCAGAGCCAGACUGCAGUGCUCACCUGCACUGUCCCCAAGAGUCAGUGGAACUUGGAGCCCUACAACGGAACGGCGCAGUGGACCAUGAAUACCAACGAUCCUACUUGGGACAAGCAGUUCGUCCAAUUCUUCUGCAACGCCGUGACGGAGCAAGCCGCGCCUCUUCUUCCCAACGGUCUAGGCCAGUACCGCUACGUAGGCUGCUUCAAAGAGAACAACCCCGGUCGUCAGUUGUCCAAUCUCUUAUACGGCGACGAGACAAACACCAACAAGAUGUGCAUCAACGCUUGUGGACAAAAGGGCUCGACAUUCUGCGGGACACAGUACCGUCGGGAGUGCUGGAGUGGAAACAAGAUUCCCAAUCUCAAGGUUGAUGACAAGAACUGUAACUUUGACUGUGCUGGGGACUUGAACCAGAUUUGCGGCGGUAAUGGCAUUGAUGGAGCUGGUGCAUACAUCAGUCUGUUUGCUGACACGUUGUCCUGGGAUGGCAGCUUUGGGACUAUUGGAGGCGACGAUGGUCCCAAGGGGCCUUAUGUGAACCCUGGAGUCUAUGGAUACAACAGUAUUGGCUGCUAUACUGAGGCUACUACCGGUCGAGCACUCAGAACUGGCAAGGGUGUAGAUUCGCCCACAGUUGCCAACUGUGUUCAAGCUUGCAAGUCUGGAAGUUUCACAUACGCUGGAGUUGAGUACGGUGGAGAGUGUUACUGCGGUAAUGACUUCUCUGCUGGGUCUGUCCCUGCGCCUAUCGGAGAGUGUGCCAUGCUCUGCAACGGUAACUCGACCGAGUUUUGCGGUGGUCCUAACCGUUUGAACGUGUACCAGUUUAAUGCACCCGUGAGCAGUUCAUCGUCGACGUCGAGUUCCACCACGAGCAGCAGCCUCGCUUCCACUUCAACUUCCUCCUCGCUCUCAACAACCUCGUCUGUCUCGAGCGUUUUCUCAAGCUCAACGACCAGCUUGACAACUAGCAGCUUGACUUCAACCACGAGUUCUACAACGGCAAGUGCCUCGACGAGCAGCGCCGCCAGUAGUAGCACUGUCACAAGUGUUACUACUAGCAGUAGCAGUACCACUUCGAGUACAGCAUUGAGCAGCACGUCUAGUGGAUCUACAAGCAGCACCACAAGAGCGACGACCACGACGUCGAGCAGCGCCAUCAGUAGUAGUGCUGUGACGAGCAGUACCACGACCAGCAGCACUGCUGGCUCUUCGACGACCUCGAGCGCUGGAACCAGCAGCAGCUCAAGUACAGUGAGCGUCAAUGUUGCUGGAGGAGGUGGCAGCAGCAGCGUGUCAAGCAGCAUGUCGACCACUUCAUCAACCGGCACCACUACCAGUAAUACAUUUGAGCAGCACCACUGCUUCUACAUCACGACCAACCACCACCACUGCGUCAAGCUCUUCGACCUCGACUACUUCAACUUCAAGUACCUCCACAACAUCGAGCGCUGCCACUGCCUCUUCUUCGACAGCAACAUCGCGAUCAACGACGUCAACGGCAUCCGUCUCCUCAACCACUUCCUCAUCCUCGCCUACUUCCUCAACUGCAAGCUCCACGACGUCUCGUUCUGGUUCUACUACCACAUCUUCAACAUCGUCCAGCACUUCGUCUUCAAGCACCACUUCAUCUGCAACCUCAACCUCUGCUACAACAUCUCGGUCCACUUCAACCACGGCCUCAAGUACGUCUUCAUCGAGUGUGACUUCAACAUCCUCAUCCACAUCGCGCCCAACCUCCUCCACCUCAACUACCAGCAGCACGACAACAACCUCUUCAACCACAAGUUCCACAUGCGAGCCCUCAGCCAGAAGGCAUAUGCCAAGGACGACAUGACGCUCGACAACUGUGCCUCCUUCUGUGAUGGCUUCGGUUACUUUGGAGCAGAAUAUGGACGCGAGUGCUACUGUGGAAAUUUCCUCAACUCGGGCAGUGUCAAGGCCGACAACCAGAAAGACUGCUCAUUCACCUGUCCCGGAGACAAGACCCAGUACUGUGGUGCUGGUAACAGGCUUCAGCUUUAUCGAAACGCUGCUCUACCAACUACGACUUCAAGCACCACUCUCAGCACUAGAAGCAGUACUACAACAACCAAGGCAGCUACUCCCACUGUCGUGGCCGGCAACAAGAACUUUACCAUGUACAACUGCGUCUCCGAGCCGUCCAAUGGCCGCAUCCUCCCUCGACAGAUGCUUAACGAUGGCGACGCCAUGACUAUCGACGCCUGUCUCGAAAAGUGCUGGAUGUUCAAGUACGCCGGCGUCGAAUAUGGCCGAGAGUGCUGGUGCGGCGACACCCUCAACUGGGAGGGCAACACGGGCGCAACCCCCGGAAAGAACGUCACCAUGGACGACUGCAAUUUCAAGUGUCCCGGAAACAGCCUCAGUUUCUGCGGAGCGGGGUCGAGGAUGAACUUGUACAUAAACAACUCUACGGCGUUGUCGGAGAUUAGAAGGCGGCGAAGGCGUCACUGGACGGGCCCUUUACGUAACUUGACAUAG
Molecule: messenger RNA, 5064 nt
Organism: Fusarium keratoplasticum
Lineage: Eukaryota; Fungi; Ascomycota; Sordariomycetes; Hypocreales; Nectriaceae
Exons: 8
Coding region: 1-5064 (1687 amino acids)
Cellular component (GO): plasma membrane
Source: RefSeq, a predicted model, not a curated record